GAGAAAGGAAACUAUCAAAUUCAUAUCAGCGUCAGAGGGCUUUCCACUCUCUUAUCUAUUUCGCUCUCUCUCUGGUAAUUAAGCAUUCUUCAAGCUUCGAUCUAUUGUAAGUGAUUGAUAUGCAGAUUGAGAAAAUGGAGGGCGGAUUCGAGACCCAGGUGGGUUUUGGGAAGGAACAUUACGAGCAGUCUGUCGUUAGGAAGAAGGGAUCUGGGCAAUUGGGGUGCAUGCAUUACAGACGGAGAUGCAAGAUCAUAGCUCCUUGUUGUGAUGAGGUUUUCGACUGCAGGCAUUGCCAUAAUGAAUCCAAGAACUCGUUGGCUGUUGAACCCGUUAAUCGCCAUGAUGUUCCUCGCCAUGAUCUCAAGAAGGUCAUCUGUUCAAUGUGCAGCACAGAACAAGAUGUUCAGCAGUACUGUAGGCAAUGUGGGGUUUGCAUGGGAAACUACUUUUGCCCCAAAUGCAAGUUUUUUGAUGAUGACGUUUCGAAAAAGCAGUAUCAUUGUGACCAAUGCGGUAUCUGCAGAACCGGAGGUGCGGAGAACUUUUUCCACUGUGACAGAUGUGGAUGCUGUUACUCAACAGUGCUGAAGGACUCACACAAUUGUGUGGAAAAAGCAAUGCAUCACAAUUGUGCUGUGUGCUUUGAGUUUCUUUUCGAUACAAUGGCAGACAUUACUGUCUUACCAUGUGGGCACACUAUACAUUUGGAAUGUUUAAAAGAGAUGGAGCGGCAUUUCCAGUAUUCUUGCCCAGUUUGUUCAAAAUCGUACUGUGAUAUGUCACGUGUGUGGGCUAAACUGGACGAGGAGAUUGCCGCAACUCCAAUGCCUCCAAUGUAUGCCAAUAAGAUGGUCUGGAUCCUCUGCAAUGAUUGUGGGCAAUCCUCGGAGGUAAAUUUUCACAUGGUGGCACACAAAUGCCUCAACUGCAAAUCCUACAAUACGAGGCAGACACAAGGGGGGCCAGCGUCAUGCUCAUCAAGGGUUUCACAGAUGGUGAGGUGAAUGACUUGCAGGUCAUUACCAUAUGAUGCAUUUUAGUUCCUAAGUUGGGUUGGUCAGGGUCAGAAAAGGAAGCUUUUAGUUCUGGGUAAGGUUGGAGUAUUAGUUAGUGCUUGUCCCUUAUUCAUUGCCUACUAGUUUCUCUGUAGGUUCACUGGUUGAAUAUUUGCUUUGAGCAAAUUUUCACAUGCCAGUGGAGAGGGAUAAGGUUUGCUUUCUAAUAGUAUGAGAAUAAAUUGUAUGACGCUUUAUCAUGUAUAAAGUAUGUUCCCAUAUAUCAUAGGUGCCACUGUGAUAAUCAAUUUUGAUCCAAAUAUAAGUAUAGGACUAUAGGCCUAGGUUUGUAACUGAUAUUACUCAUAUUAGAGAUUCAAAAAGGGCCAAAGCUGAAAGACAGAGACGUAUAGAAGCUUUGAGGGAAUGAGAGACAGACGUUAACCUUGUUUGUUCUCAUAACCUUUCGUAUUCCUCAAACUAUUUCCCGAUUGAACUUUUGGAAUGAUAAUGGUUUCACUUGCUUACA
Messenger RNA from Fragaria vesca subsp. vesca, 1527 nucleotides. RefSeq names its product RING finger and CHY zinc finger domain-containing protein 1-like. The coding region runs from base 120 to 1007 and encodes 295 amino acids. Gene Ontology annotation, biological process: protein ubiquitination; ubiquitin-dependent protein catabolic process. NCBI's taxonomy places the organism in Eukaryota, Viridiplantae, Streptophyta, Magnoliopsida, Rosales, Rosaceae. The record is from RefSeq and is a predicted model, not a curated record. Gene Ontology annotation, cellular component: nucleus. Gene Ontology annotation, molecular function: zinc ion binding; ubiquitin protein ligase activity. The transcript has 12 exons.